Molecule: messenger RNA, 1629 nt
Organism: Ostertagia ostertagi
Lineage: Eukaryota; Metazoa; Nematoda; Chromadorea; Rhabditida; Trichostrongylidae
Source: the annotation of a GenBank genome assembly
GGUGCGUACGGAGAAUUCGGCGCAUACGUGCCAGAAUUUGUGCACAUCCCUGCACAGCUUGAUGUAGGAAUUCGUAAUGAAUUCCUGCGUAAUGGACUACAUGCGGAAAUAGUUGGCGAAGUGGCUGAUCGAAAAGAAGCUUGUGGAAUAGUGCUGCUUGACUACACGGCAUAUGUUGACGGGGACCUAUUCGAAGCGGCAGUGAAACCGAUUGAAGACUAUCUGAUGAAAGCCGAUAAGAAUACCGUUCUGAAUGAAACUCUUCGAUUGGAGGUCUAUAAGACGAUGAAGGCAACAGCAUUGGUCGAACACAAAGCUGAAAUGAUGAAGCUUUUUGAAAUGCGCCGUGCCACCACACCAUGGUACAGGGCAACGGAGCUGCAGUUUUUCCCUUAUGCCGGAGUUGUUGCGCUCGGUAUUGGGAUGGGACUUGGCGGUUUGAUAUUCAAAGGUGUUGAGCACGUGUUCGAGGAAAGUGAGCUCAGACACUACAGAACGGAGACUCAGAACAAAAUGAAGGCUAUCGCGAAUACGUUCGUGGCGCUGAUCAACGGAAUCACUUUUCAAACAUCAAGUGACCAUUUCGGAUUAGCAUUUUCAUCUGUGCGGACUCAAGUGUAUGCGCAAGUGCAUGAUACCCUCGAUCAGCUGUUCGGUUUCGGUAGAGUGGCUGAAGGGCUGUUGGAACGGUCGAGUAACCGCAGCCUCAUGUCGGCAAUCAAGCGGCUUGCGGGUGCACACUUCAACGGGUCACUGCUGGCAUUGCACGGCAGUGGUGCAAGGGAUACGAUAAAGGCCACGGUAAUCGGAAUGAAUAUGAGAACAAUUGAAAUCAAGAUCUGUUAUCCAACAGCGAUGGUUUCCGAUGUAGACUAUCUGGUUCGCGUGGAACCUCUUGGACAAUUCUUGCCAAACAUGAGUGCAUAUUGGAUACACGACGUUGGAGGAUUGUAUGCGAUCAAGAAGGAGGAACACAAGAAUGUCAAUUUAUCCAAACUAAAAAUGGUGCAAGAUGAAAGCCUGUGUCGACACUCGUCCUCAGUUAUGCUGUGCAAUUUGCAAGAACAAGUACCAGGAUGUGGACUGCUUUCUUCAGAUCGGCAUAAGUGCGAACUGGUCUUGCAAAAUUCGACGGACGAACAGUUCACUUUGGUGCGGCCGUUAGCACGUUUCGUGAUCAUAGCAACUAGGGCCACGCAAAUGUACGAGAUGCCUGAGGAGCUCCACAAUAUACAGGAUCCAAAAGUUAUCACGAAGCCGGUGUUUGCCGUCGAAGUGCCGAGAGGGAAGUGGUUGAGGAUCGGAAAGGUGGUGGUCCACUCGCGUGUAGUCCAGAGCGAAAUGGGCACUGAUUUCAAAGUCAUAGUACCGGAUACAGUUCCGAACUACACACCUGAUGCAUCACCACAUAUGGCAUCGGACUCAUGGAUAUCGUAUUCAUGGAUAUCAGACUCAUGGAUGAUGCUGUUGUGGCUGAUUACCAUCAUUUAUUGCACAAUGUUGUAUUGGAAGCAUUGUAGAAGAUUUAACGCCGUGGAACGUGAGCAAGCUGACGCGAAGCAAUGGAGAGAUUACUUUGAUAAUCACCGUAUGCAGAACUAUCCUCUUGUUCCUCAUAUAUAUGAUUAA